Molecule: messenger RNA, 1598 nt
Organism: Pogonomyrmex barbatus (red harvester ant)
Lineage: Eukaryota; Metazoa; Arthropoda; Insecta; Hymenoptera; Formicidae
Biological process (GO): signal transduction
Molecular function (GO): GTPase activator activity; guanyl-nucleotide exchange factor activity
Source: RefSeq, a predicted model, not a curated record
GGCGGGCGCUCUCCUUUCCGCGCCUCGAUUUUCAAACCCCCUGGACGGAGAACUAGAGAGAGAGAGAGAGAGAAGGAGUGAGAGGUGGAGAAAGAGGGAAACAGGCGCUCGUGCGCGCCCGCAUGUCGCGCGUGGUACCCGCAGGUGCAUGAACGUAGCUACGUGUGGCAGCGCGUCGUCCCUUCCCCUCCCCUCUCCGACCAGUUCGCUCGCUACGAGGAAGGCCUGUGUGCGUGAGUGUUGUAUGCAGCAUCCAGUCGGUUUUUUUUACACCGCACAUUCGCGCUCGGCUCGUUCAUCCGUCCGUCUGUUUUGCACGUCGCGAGAUUCGAUCCGUCUUAUCCAGAAAUUCGAAAGAAGUAUAUCCCAAUUCGCGCGGGGAAACGCCGAACGGCGCGAGUCGAUUUUCAAACAACGGCGCAAGAGUGCAAAUGGCGGCGGUGGCGCAAAAACAUUUGGAGUUUUCGCCGGUCCGCGUGAGGCGUGCCGUAUGAUCUGUGACGGGAAAUCUCGUUUCCGGCGUGAAACUUGCAGCAUUAUGAGAUGGACUUUGGCGAUGGCACGUUUAUUCGAGUGAUCACGUGACUGCAACGAUAUACCGCAGCAACUGAAACUGGUGUGUCGUAUCGAUCAUGAGCAGCGAGAGUGAUCGGUAGGUGGAAAAGGAUUCUGAUCGCGCGCGUCCGAUCGCGAGGAUGGAAUUCGGGGGCUACAAGGGCGCCGGACCCCGCGUCAGGGUGCGCCGGCGCGCGGAAUUGGGCAGGCGGCUCACCAGGAGGCUGUCUCUCGUCGCCAAAAUGCCGGCUGCGAUCCUCAGCAGGGCGAACCCGCCGGAGCCGAGGCCGGUCGAGAUCACGGCGAUUGCACCUGACAAGACGCAACUCACGUUAUCGGCCUCAUCGCCCGGAGCUAUUUCUUCCGUGGUCGCUCCGAUACUUCUGAAAUAUCGAGUUUGCAGACCUCGAUUGCUGCUUGCUGGUUCGAGGGCCGAGAUUGAUCCCGCAGCCGAUGUAGCCCUUUUGCACGGCGAAGUUCUGCUUAUAGAGGAUUCUGCAAGGCAAUACGACGCGAUCGGAGAUACAGAUCGCAGGUACAGAGCUACGGAGAAAUUAUUGCACGCGGAAGAAGAAUAUCACGAAGCAUUGUCUAGCGCCAAAGAACUGUACGCUCGUCCCUUGGCACGGAGCUAUCCUGAGUUUCACGAUGUUAUCUUUCAACCCCUCGCAGAUCUGUCGCGGGUCAGCGCGGAGCAUUGCCAGAGGGUGAGUAACAUAAUUGCGUUGAGCUUGAUACGGAAUUUGAAAUCACGAGAAAAUUUGGACGGGGAUAUUGAACAGGAAAUUAUUAGGGGAAAAAAAAAAAAUAUGGAACCUUGCGACACGCAAAAAUCAAUAAGUAAGGAGAUCCAGGUUGUAAAGCCAGGUUGGAUUUAUUGGGCCCAUAGCGACGAUUUCGCGUGUUUUCUGAAAGUACGUCGAUGGUUGACAGCGUACGGAUCUGUGCUGAUAAACGGAUGCGAUUUCUGGCAUGGCCUGAGGCCAGGCACGUACCGCAUCCAGCGGCAGCAACAGCAGCAGCAACAGCAGCGGGGCUCAUAG